UGGAGUUCACGUGCCUCCACUUCCGUGUUUGGUCAACAUGGUUUUCCAGGCGCGGAAGUUAGUUUUUCGUGAAGUAACCGUUUUUUGUGUGUUUUUUCUCUUUGUUUUCGGAGAGGGACGAUAUACGAAGCUUUUUAAUAAUGUGCGCGGCGUGAGGCUCAACGCGGAGGUCGAGGAGCAGUGGUUCACUCAGAAACUGGAUCACUUCAAUGGAGCAGACACCAGAGUCUGGAAGCAAAGGUACUUUGUAAAUGAAACCUUCUACAAUCCGGGAGGUCCAGUGUUUUUAAUGAUCGGUGGAGAGGGCCCGGCCAGUCCAGCAUGGAUGCAGAACGGGAUCUGGCUUACCUAUGCAGAAAAACUGGGAGCGAUUUGCUUUAUGCUGGAACAUCGUUUCUAUGGGAAGAGUCACCCUACGCCCGAUCUUAGCAACGACAACCUACGCUUACUCAGUAGUCGUCAGGCAUUGGCCGAUCUGGCUCAUUUCCGCACCAUGAUGGCGAAGACUCGAGGGUUGUCAAACAGGCAGUGGGUGGCAUUUGGUGGGUCGUAUCCAGGAUCCCUUGCUGCUUGGUUCCGGCUGAAGUACCCUCAUCUGGUACAUGCCUCUGUGGCCACCAGCGCACCCGUCUAUGCCACAGUCAACUUCCCAGAAUACUUGGAGGUUGUGUGGCGCUCACUGGCCUCAGGAAAUCCGGCAUGCCCCACCAUGGUGAAGAAGGCCUCUGAUAUCCUCGUGGCACGCCUAAAAGACCCAAAGUCCUACGACAACAUCACCAAAGAUUUCAACUUGUGUUCCAAACUGCAGAUUGAGACAGAGAUGGACUCUGCCUACUUCUUGGAAACAUUAGCUGGGAACUUCAUGGAUGUGGUUCAAUAUAAUGAAGACAACAGAGCAUUUGAGGGCACAUUAGGAACCAACAUCACCAUCAAGGUGCUGUGUGAUGUGAUGGCUGAUGCUUCGUUGGGGGACCCUUAUGCCCGCUAUGCUGCUGUGGCCCGCAUAAUGAUGGACACCUUCUCUAUGAAGUGCCUAGAUGUAAGCUACAAUAAUUACCGCCAAGACAUGACAAAUUCUUCCUGGGAUGGACCAGCUGCAGGGGGAGGGAGACAGUGGGUCUACCAAACCUGUACUGAAUUUGGAUUCUACCAGAGCACAGAUUCACCCAACCAGCCAUUCACUGGCUUCCCUCUCCAGUAUUUUGUCAAACAAUGUGCAGAAUUCUAUAACGUCAGUGCUGAGCAGCUGAUAGAUGCCGUGGCCCAAACUAACGAGUACUUCGGCGGUUAUGAUAUCUACACGACCAGAAUAGUUUUCCCCAAUGGGUCCAUUGAUCCUUGGCACGCUUUGGGGAUUACAGAGGACAUCUCACCUGACCUCCCAGCCAUUUUCAUCAAAGGAACAGCCCACUGUGCCAACAUGUAUCCUGAGAGGAGCCAGGAUCCCCUCCAACUGGUUUUGGCCCGGGACCACAUCUUCCAACUCCUCCAACAAUGGAUGAAGUCAUGAAUGAAACACAAACCUGCCUGUUGCGGAAAGCGGAAGGAACAAAGGUUUAACUGAAUAAAAAAAAAAAAAUACUGCUAAUAAAAAUACUCAGUCAACAUUUAUGUCCAGAGUGAGCAAUUUUUGCUUCUUUGCCUCAAAUUAU
Thalassophryne amazonica is the source of this 1652-nucleotide messenger RNA. RefSeq names its product serine protease 16 (gene prss59). The transcript is spliced from 10 exons. Gene Ontology annotation, molecular function: dipeptidyl-peptidase activity; serine-type exopeptidase activity. The record is from RefSeq and is a predicted model, not a curated record. Gene Ontology annotation, biological process: proteolysis. Lineage: Eukaryota; Metazoa; Chordata; Actinopteri; Batrachoidiformes; Batrachoididae. Bases 38 to 1510 code for a protein of 490 amino acids.